Molecule: messenger RNA, 1840 nt
Organism: Hyla sarda
Lineage: Eukaryota; Metazoa; Chordata; Amphibia; Anura; Hylidae
Product: olfactory receptor 11L1-like
Exons: 1
Coding region: 602-1564 (320 amino acids)
Biological process (GO): G protein-coupled receptor signaling pathway
Cellular component (GO): membrane
Molecular function (GO): olfactory receptor activity; G protein-coupled receptor activity
Source: RefSeq, a predicted model, not a curated record
UGAAUUUGAAAAAAUUUUGUUUUCACAUUCUCAUUAUGGGGUAUUGAAUGCGGAGUGAUUGGAAAAAAUAGAUUUUAAUUUAGUUGUAAAAUUACAUAGUUAUGUGUGAAAAAAGUGAAAGGGUCCAAAAUCUUUCUGAAGGCAUUGUAUACUGUAACAUGUGUACAUGACAGUACAUAACUUCCUGUUAAUAUAAAAUACAUAGGUAUUUAUUAUGGCACAGGAGUUUUUUAUGGAGGAGCCCUAACAAACUAUCUGACUAGAAAGCCUUGGGGGCCUUAAUAAUUACUGGGGGUCCCAAGUACUAUACUAAAGAAGCUCCUUCCAUUGUUUACACUGUGAUCAAUAUUUAUUACAGUGUUGAUGGGGUUCAGUGUUUUUGUAAAUUACUGUCACACCAUUAUGGCUGAUCCGGAGCAGUUGCUGAGCCAACACGAUCAGCAAUGAUGUAACUAUAUGGCAAUCUAAGGCAAAUACUACCCACUGAUGAUGUAACUUAUGUCGUUUUGCAGUAAGGGGGUUAUUAAUCCUUUAGCUCUUGUAGAUCAUUAUUUAUUUUACUGUUUUUGGUUUAUUUCAGCAUAACUCCUCUUUAUUAUAUAUGCAGAAGGACAACCUGACUGAAGUCCCUGAGUUUUUCCUCUUAGGAUUUCAAACAAGCCAAGAUGUAAGAAUUGUCCUGUUCUUCUUUCUCCUUGUUGUUUACUGUGGGACAAUAUGUGGGAAUUUCCUGAUCAUCACCCUGGUGUCCACCAGCAAGAACCUCCACACCCCAAUGUACUUCUUCAUCUCACACCUGUCCAUUAGUGACAUAUUGAUAAUCACUGAUAUUGUCCCCAAGAUGCUAAAAAUCCUAUUGAAUAAUGGGGGGACCAUGAGUUUAAUUGGUUGUAUCACUCAGUUGUAUCUGUUAUGUGCUUCUGAAGCAUCUGAAUGUUUUCUCCUGGCUGUGAUGUCUUAUGACAGAUAUGUGGCCAUCUGUAAUCCUCUCCGUUACUCCUCUAUCAUGACAAGUGGACAUUGUAUGAUAUUGUCUAUACUAUGUUGGCUUCUUGGCUUUUCUAUUAUUUUGAUAUACAUUAUUAAAACAGCAAAACUCAACUUUUGUGGGCCAAAUAUCAUUGACCAUUUAUUCUGUGAUAUAAUUCCCUUAUUAGAAGUUUCCUGUUCUGACACCUUUAUUAUUCACAUGGUGAUUUAUAUUAUGGGUAUACCAAUUGUGAUAAUCCCAACCACCAUCAUUAUAGUGUCUUAUACUUAUAUUAUUUUAGCAAUCCUAAGGAUCCCAUCCAAUACUGGUAGACAGAAAGCCUUCUCCACCUGUAGCUCCCACCUCAUUGUGGUCUCCAUAUUCUACUGGACUAUGUUCGGUGUUUAUGUUGUCCCAACGAAAGGCCGAACACUGACCAUGAGUAAAGUUAUCUCCCUGCUAUAUACUGUCUUUACUCCUUUGGUCAACCCCAUUAUAUAUAGUCUAAGAAAUAAAGACAUUAGGAAAGCCGUAGAGAAAUGUCAAUUAUCAUUCAGAAGGUCUUCACGUGUGGGAAAUGUUGAGCUUUUUUGAAAUUGUCCAAAGCAAUGAUAACAUUAUGGAAAUAUAUGUGGGAACCAAAAUCAUUUCAUUACUGUCUAUAACCAGAAUAAGGACACCAUGGAAUGAAUACUGUGUUUAGAAAUAUGGAGAAAAAAGACUGAAAAAAAAAAACUUUGUUAAGAUGUUGAAAGAAAUAAAAAGUGACCUUUGUGUUUGUAUGGCAUUUGUGUGGUAUAGUAAUUUCCACUGAUGUCUGUUUAGUAUACACAGUGCACAUCUCAUUUUUUGUUGUCUUCCUCUAUUCUA